UAAUGAGUCAGGCUCAGCUGGGCGGAUUCAAGACUGCCCCUGCUCUCUCUGCUGCUAGGCUUUGAAAAGUGGCUUUCUGAGCACGUUGUUGUUGGUUGUGGUUAAAGCGAGUUAUUGCGUGCAGAGGGUUGAGCACUGACCUCAAGUGGAAAUAGGGGUGCAGAGGUAAACUCUAACUUCGCACUUGGGACACAAUGCCAAGCUAUUCUCAAGACUAGGUUCUAGGAUGGACCCUGGCUUGGGGAGGGAGUUCAAUAAUCGGAAGGUGUGGACUUCCUGGACUGUGCUUCCUGUGGCACUGGACAGUGGACUCUGACCUAGGAGAGUAAACCCCUCCACCUCCCUGUCUUGUCACCUACUGCCCGUAGCAAGACCGCCAUGCUGUCCCCUGGGGCUGUGUUGUUCUUCACCCUGCUCUUGACGGCCAGUUUGCUGGGUCAAAGAACUCGGAAGCCUUAUGGGUCUGUGUCCCCCAUCAGCACCAUCCAGGCCCAGGCCAGUUUCAAUGCUCAGCAGUUUGCAGGGACAUGGCUUCUUGUGGCUGUGGGCUCUGCAUGCCGCUUUCUUCGGGAACAGGGACACCGGGCUGAGGCCACCGCAUUGCAUGCAGCUCCCCAGGGUGCAGCUAUCACUGUCAGCACCUUCCGAAAGCUAGAUGGAAUAUGCUGGCAGAUACGCCAACUCUUUGGAAUCACAGGGGUUCCUGGCCGCUUCUUGCUCCAAGCUCCACAGGCCCGGGGCCCAGUGUAUGUGGUUGUUGCUGAGACUGACUACCAGAGCUUUGCUAUCUUGUAUCUGGAGCAGGCGAGGAAGCUGUCUGUGAAAUUGUACGCCCGCUCACUGCCUGUGAGUGAUUCUGUCCUGAAUGUGUUUGAGCAGCGAGUCAGGGGAGCCAACCUGACAGAAGAUCAGAUAUAUUUCUUUCCUAAGUAUGGUUUCUGCGAGACUGCAGACCAAUUCCACAUCCUGAACGAGAUGCCAAGAUGAGGCCAUCUAGUGGAGAAGCCGCAGACAGUGGACUACCUUCAGAGAGUUCUGAGCAUCCUGAAUGCACUUGGAGUCACUCCUGUCUGUCCCCAGAAGCAACCCUUCAUACAGCUCUGUAGUUCUGGGGCUUUUCAGUAAACCUCAGACUUGGUUCUGGGUCUUUUCUGUCAA
Grammomys surdaster is the source of this 1158-nucleotide messenger RNA. RefSeq names its product complement C8 gamma chain (gene C8g). Gene Ontology annotation, biological process: complement activation. The record is from RefSeq and is a predicted model, not a curated record. The transcript has 7 exons. Lineage: Eukaryota; Metazoa; Chordata; Mammalia; Rodentia; Muridae. Bases 379 to 987 code for a protein of 202 amino acids. Gene Ontology annotation, cellular component: membrane attack complex.